Molecule: messenger RNA, 1204 nt
Organism: Rubroshorea leprosula
Lineage: Eukaryota; Viridiplantae; Streptophyta; Magnoliopsida; Malvales; Dipterocarpaceae
Source: the annotation of a GenBank genome assembly
AAUCUAAAAUAGAAUAAUAAUAAUAAUAAUAAUAAUAAUAAAAGGCUCACAAGAGAAAUUGAAAGUUAAAAAGUAUUAAAACUUAAUAGACAAAUGGAAACUUCAAUCUUCAACCCGCGUGUUCUGCUUUUCUUCUUCUCCCUGCACCGAACAAGAAGACCCAAGCCGACCCACACCUCCCCUUGGAAGAAACCGGCAAAGCUUGAUGAUUUUUGCCUUUCUUUUCUUGUUCAAGAACAAGAUUUGAGCCUUGAAAUCCCCCCCCCCUUCUACAGAAUUUUCAGAUCUGCUCUGUUCUUCCUCCUCACCAUCGGCUGCUCUUGCUUUGUGGGUGUGAUUUGCUCUGGUUUCUGUUUCCGUGAGUUUCCCUGCACUGCCGCCGGCUUCUUCUCCCCCUGCCAAGUCCGGUUCUGCAGCUGGAAAAUUCUGGUAUGUUGACAGCUUCCUUUAAGUUCAAUUUCACCCAUUUAAUUGCUGAAAUCAUCCAUGUAAUUGCUGCCCCUGUACUGUUCAAAUUUCUGCCCAAAUAGCGGAAGAAAUUAGCAGCCUUUAAACGUGUUUUUUUGGGCUUAGUUCAUGUAGAAAUAAACCUGUUUUGGCUUGAAAUUUAGCUAUUGUUCUGCGUGAAAAUCCUGCUGUUUUGCCAAAGAUUUUACUGUUCACGCAGAAAAUUCUGCAAUUUGCUACUGUUUUCUGCUCCUUUUCAGUCCGUUUCUUCUCUGAAAAAUCUGAUGAAAUAUCCAUUUUUCUGGACUUUUAGCUGGCUGUAGUUGAAUUUUGGAAAUAUCAGUUACUGUUCAUAGAUACUGUUCAUGACACUGUUUAUGAGCGCUGUUUACCAGCACUGUUCAUGCAUUAAUGGCCAACAAUUAACAUGAUUUAAAUGUUUAGUUUGUAAUAUAAGAAUAAAUUUGAAGAUGUCCAAUGAUGUGGAAAUGGAUAGAAAUAACAUCGUUAUUAGGGAUAUUCAUGGUGAUUUUACUUUUGAAUUUGUUGUACAAUAAUUAAUUUUGGAAUAUUUUGAUUAGGGUCUUGAUCAUUCUGUUAGUUUAGUACUGAGAUCGAGUCUUCGAUUUUAUACGAGUGAGGUAAGUAAAUUUAUGGUAAUGCCCGUACAGUUUUUAAAAACAUGUUUUGACUUGUUUUUGAAAUGGUGGCUGGACUAAACCCAUUUUACACAAAUAUGAGCAUGACUGAUCUGAAG